AUGUCUAUAAAAUUGGUGAAUAGCUUCGCAAUAUCAUUCUACUUAAAGCCAAAGGCUCAAUCGGUAGUGGAGACAAGGUACAACGCAUUUUCACCUGGUAUUCACGUAGUUGCGGCUCAGCUGCCCUGUUCCGUCGCUUGGGGGCACGGACGCGUCGACGCGAUACUGGUGCUUAACACGGGCGGCGUAGACAUCAAUGCGAGCGGGCUGGCAGAUCCGCCAAUUUCCCAAGCGGUUGAGAGGGGCCACUUAGAAGCGGUGCGUCUCUUGGUUCAGCAGGACGGGCGUUUGCAGAUCAACCAGGACGCGAUGACGGCUUGCAAGACCAUCAUGCUCGCGGUGCCCGUCAUCCGCCGAAUCUUUUAG
Penicillium soppii is the source of this 366-nucleotide messenger RNA. RefSeq lists its product as uncharacterized. The transcript has a single exon. NCBI's taxonomy places the organism in Eukaryota, Fungi, Ascomycota, Eurotiomycetes, Eurotiales, Aspergillaceae. The coding region runs from base 1 to 366 and encodes 121 amino acids. The record is from RefSeq and is a predicted model, not a curated record.